This is a messenger RNA of Psylliodes chrysocephalus, 2195 nucleotides long. The record is from the annotation of a GenBank genome assembly. NCBI's taxonomy places the organism in Eukaryota, Metazoa, Arthropoda, Insecta, Coleoptera, Chrysomelidae.
AUGGCAUGACGUCUCUGUCAAGCUUGACAUACAUUUAAUCAACAAAUAAAGUUAUAGUUUGAAACAGUGAAAAGCUGAAAGAAAACCAUGAAGUUUGCAGAACAUCUUUCGGCGCAUAUAACUCCUGAAUGGAGGAAACAGUACAUAAAUUAUGAGGAAAUGAAGUCAAUGCUUUAUGCUGCUGUCGAACAAGCACCGUCUGCAGAACUAGUCGAACCCGAAAUUUUAACAAGAUAUUUUGCAAAAUUUGACGAGCAAUUUUUCUCUUUUUGUGAUAAGGAGUUGACAAAAAUAAAUACUUUUUAUUCAGAAAAGUUAGCCGAAGCCACGAGACGAUACGCAAAUUUGAAAAGCGAAUUAAGCGAAACGCAAGAAUUUACAUUUCAAAAAAGCAAUUCCGUUAGAAAGAAUUUACUGCAUAAGAAAAAUGUACCUGCUAGAAAACUCCAAGAGAUCAAGUUAGCGUUUAGCGAAUUCUAUUUGAGUUUAAUACUGAUGCAAAAUUAUCAGAAUCUAAAUUUUACGGGUUUUAGGAAAAUUUUAAAGAAACAUGACAAGUUGUUGAGCACUGACUACGGAGCAAGAUGGAGGGUAGAACACGUGGAAGGUUCAUUCUUUUAUUUAAAUAAAGACAUCGAUCGACUUAUUAAUGAAACGGAAACGGCAUUUACUCAAGAACUUGAAGGUGGAGACCGGCAAAGGGCGAUGAAACGUUUGAGGGUACCACCUCUAGGUGAACAUCAAAGUCCUUGGACGACUUUCAAAGUGGGUCUCUUUUCGGGAGCGUUUAUCGUCCUGCUUAUAUCGGUGGUUCUAACAGGUGUUUUUCACGACAGACCAGACUGGAUUAUAGUCAUAAGACUCUACAGAGGUCCGUUUCUUAUAGUAGAAUUUCUAUUCCUAUGGGGCAUAAAUAUAUACGGAUGGAGAUCGUCUGGUGUCAACCACGUCUUGAUAUUCGAAAUGGACCCGAGAAACCAUCUAUCAGAACAGCACAUCAUUGAAAUGGCCGCCAUUUUCGGAGUACUAUGGUCAAUUUCUGUUUUGACGUUUCUAUACAGUGAUCAAUUAAGCAUACCAGCUUAUGCUAACCCGUUGGCGCUUAUGAUAGUUAUGUUUUUGUUUAUAUUCAAUCCGACGAAAACUUUUAGACAUGAAGCGAGAUUUUGGGCAUUACGAGUUAUGGGCAAAGUAUUCAUGGCUCCAUUCUGUUACGUAUCGUUCGCUGAUUUUUGGGUAGCAGAUCAGUUGAAUAGCCUGAUUACACUUUUUACCGAUAUGCAGUACUUCCUUUGCUUUUAUUUAACCAAUCCCGGCUGGUCACUUGGUGUAGAUGCUGAUUACUGUAUAGCCAACUUUUUGACUUUAAGAGCUUUUGUAGCAUGUCUUCCUCCAUGGUUCAGAUUCGCCCAAUGUUUGAGACGAUACAGGGAUACAAAAGAGAAGUUCCCUCAUAUUGCAAAUGCUGUUAAAUAUGGAACGUCGUUUUUUGUUGUAAUAUUUUCUUUUUUGAACAAAGCAUUUGAUGAAAAAUUUGUAUCUGGAGAAAAUCCAUUUUUUUAUUUAUGGAUUGGAUCGUCCUUGAUCAGCUCCUGUUAUGCAUACACGUGGGAUAUCAAGCUUGAUUGGGGACUAUUUGAUGCUAAAGCCGGUGAUAACAAGUUUCUUCGAGAAGAAAUUGUAUAUUCCUCUACGCGAUUUUAUUACUUCGCUAUAGUUGAAGAUUUCGUCUUGAGAUUCGGAUGGGCAUUUUUGAUAUCGAUGACUGAAAUGGGAUAUGCACUAGAACAUUCGAUGGUCACUGUAUUAGCUCCUCUUGAAGUAUUCAGACGAUUCAUUUGGAAUUAUUUCCGUUUGGAAAACGAACAUCUAAAUAACUGCGGUAAAUUCAGAGCGGUGAGAGAUAUAUCAGUAGCUCCUUUGGAUACAUCAGAUCAAAUGUUAAUAGUAAGAAUGAUGGACGAACCGGAUGGUGUUAUAAAUAGAAGAAAGAAGAAAAAUGCUAAUAAGAAGCAAACAUCGGCUACUAGAUUGAUAACGGAAGGGGAAUCGACUGAUGAUAUGGAUAAUUGAUUGUUAUUGGUAUAAAAACUUAUUCUUUCGUUUUUAAUGUAAAAAAAGUUAAUUUUAUGUUUAUUUAAAUAAAUUUAUAUAUUUUAAUACCUAUGGAUGUACCUGCACUUAUUUUUUUUAAU